Camponotus floridanus (Florida carpenter ant) is the source of this 4185-nucleotide messenger RNA. Its product is annotated as mediator of RNA polymerase II transcription subunit 15. The coding region runs from base 543 to 3542 and encodes 999 amino acids. The transcript has 14 exons. Gene Ontology annotation, molecular function: protein binding. The record is from RefSeq and is a predicted model, not a curated record. Lineage: Eukaryota; Metazoa; Arthropoda; Insecta; Hymenoptera; Formicidae. Gene Ontology annotation, cellular component: PRC1 complex.
UAUACCGUGUGGUAGAGCAGGGAGGUAGCCAGCCAGCCAGCCAGCCAGCAGUAGCAGAAACGGAUAACGAGAACUCUGCGAGAACGCAGCUUACGAGAUCCCGUGACUGCGGCAGCGAGGCUUUUUUUUCCCGCCUGACGUUGCGCGGUGGAAAAUAGUGAAAUUGUGAAAAGUGAAAACGCGAACGGACGAAAACGCCGUUGGCAUCGCGCGCUGCGACGACGGGGCAAAGUGUGGUGUCGGUACACGCACGCACACACACGCGCGCGUCCGCGCGCGCGCGCGCCCUCGCACACCCGCGCGAGCCUAUUCGAAACGUGCUUCAUAGGUGUGACUGCGCAGUCGCCAUAUGCAGUACGAUGAAAAGAAAGUUAUUUGAAAAUAACUAAUUUGAAGUUAUUGUGAAAAUAAAUGUAAAAUGGCAAAGAGAAAAGGUUACAUAUAAAUGAACAUUGUCAGUGCGAAAGAAAGAUACUUCUAUCUCUAAGAGAAAAGAAGUUUAUCUAAGUUUGUACUCGAAUUUUGCAAGAGUAUAAGAAAACAUGACAGAUGUUAAACCGAUUGGAAUUUCACCGUCUCAAUCACAACAACAGCAACAACAGUCACAGCAACAACAGCAAUCGCAGCAACAACCUCAACAACAGCAAAUAAUGAUUGCAACUCACGAUUUGCAACAACAGCAAAAUGUUCAGCAGUCGCAGCAGCAGCAUGUACAGCAAUCUCAGCAACCUCAACAGGUUCAACAGCCUCAACAAGUACAGCAACAACAAGUUCAACCUCAGCAGCAAAUGCAGCAGCAGGUUCAAUCGCAACAACAAAUGCAGGUUCAGCAGCAGGUUCAGCAGCAGCAGCAACAGCAGCAGCAGCAACAACCACAGCAGCAGCAGCAGAAUAAUGGACCGCACAAUGUUGUUCCUACUCAAGUUCAAGUGCAGCCACAGGUAGCUGCAAACAUGUCUCAACAACAGCUGCAGGGUGCUGUUGCAGUGUCAAUGCAGCAUCAGCAACAGGGAGUAGGUGGUGGAGUAUCGAUGACAUUAUCUGGUCAGCAAGGUGCAACUACUAUUACUACAAUGGCUGCGCAUCCGCAGGCAGUCCAAGUGAUUCAACAACCGAUGCAGAGUCAAGCUUAUCACUUGCAACAAUUAUAUAAUACUCAAGGCACGCCUUUAUUGAUGCCAGGAAAUCUUGCGCUGCAUCCAGCAGGCAUAAAUCCUUCUUCUAUUCAGGUGAUAACAGCUGGAAAGCCAUUUCAAUCUGCAGCUCAAUUAACUCCUCAUAUGCUAACAACGGCAUCAAACCCUGGCCAAGGCGGUGGUCAUCCCGGUGCAGGUGGCACCAAAGUCCAAGGAUUCCCUACCGGCUAUUUACCAGUACCCACAUCUGCUACUCCUGGUGCUGGUCAAACAUUGGUAUUUGGCCAGCUUGGCGUAUUAGGUUCACCACAACCGCCGCCUUCGUUACAACAGCAGCAGCAACAACAAUCCGCGAAUAAACAGGACCAGGUGCAAAAGUAUACAGCUUGUACUGCUGGAACACCUUCUGGUGGAAGAGGUGGUGGUAUGCAGUUUGCUCCUUGGCAAUUUGCACCCCAAGUAUGGACUGCUGGUUUACAACAACCAACUCUUCUCACUGCCGCGCCCAAUCAGAUAUUCAUUCGCGGUCCGACCCAACCGGACAUGUUUAUACAGAGUCCACAACCAAUACAAACGCACAAUGCUCUUGCGACACAACAACAGAUACAAGGUGUACAGCAGAUAACAACGGCUAGCGGAAAACCUACCAAGGUAAUGGAUAUUCAACAACAGCAAUCCCAACAAGGUAAACCGAACACAGGCGCACAGCGGCCUUUGAGUAUCCUGCCAUCAUCCUUACAGACAGUGCAAUCUGCCAACAUACGUGCUGCUAGUUCUGUUUCUACACAAACUGGAGUACAAGCUACGGUACAAGUACAGAGUGGUAAGAGCGGUGGCGGUGGAGGAAAGGGCCGCGGCAAGCCAAUGCAAACUCCACAGCAACAACAACAGCAGCAGCAACAAGCUCAACAAUCAAUACAGCAUCAGCAAGUCUACAUACAACAGAAACAACAUACGCAGCAACAACAGCAAUUGCAACAGCAAUAUCAACAACAAGUGCAAUCCUCCCAACAACAAAUACAACCUAAGCCUAUUAUAACAAAUAUGACAUUGCAACAACAGCAACAAUCCGGCGUUGUCUUGGGCACAGAUCGUCCUAUUAUGCCGGUAGUCUCGGUAGGUAGUGUUGGAGUUGGAGUCGCCACUUCGCAAAUGAAUCAGGUGCCACAGUCUCCAAUGUCGACAGUACAACAGCUUCCUUUACCGGCCAUCAAUCCAACGAUAAUAAGUAAUCAAAUAGUGAAUGGAGCGUCACAGGUUCAAGCAAUGCCAAUCGUGAAUACGACCCAGGAUCAGCCAACGCACGAUAAUACCAAUCCAGCUAUAAUGAUCACAUCGCCAGAUCGUAAUCCACAAACUGAAUGUUCGCUGAUACUGCCAUCUACUACAAAUCUAGCUCCAAUGACAACUGACGAUAGUGUAAAAUUAGUUAUGAAGAAGGAAGACAUGCCUGUACCUACAGAAGAAGUCGCGGCAGCAGCACCUCAAGCAGAAGCAACAGAUGGAGAUCAAUGUAAGACAGUGACAAUGAAAGAGGACGAAAUGAUUGCUCCAAAGAUGGAAGAAAAACAGUGCAAUAAUCCGUUAGCGGGGCUUGCCAAUGCAGUCAACGCGAUUACGAACGGUGUCAUUGGCGAUGAAUCAUCGAAUGUGACGAUUUCGACUCCAAUCACAGUGAAUAAUAAACAAGCACCACCUAAAGCUAUGGUGAAGCCACAAGUCCUUACUCAUGUAAUAGAAGGAUUUGUGAUACAAGAAGCAUCAGAACCGUUCGCGGUAAGUCAAGAAACUACCAAUAUUCUCAAUCGAAGUAACACAGCUGCGGACAGGGAAGCUCACGAGGAACCUCCGAAGAAGAAACAUUGUCCUAAUUAUUCGAAUGAAGAAGAUGGAGCUAAUGGUCAAGUUAACAAAUGCGAAAGCUGUGGCAAUGUAAUUGAUGAGCAAAAUGUCAAGCUCAAGAAAGAAAAACGUUUUUGCUCGUCGAUGUGUGCAAAGAGUAAAAAACGUGAAACACGAGAUCGCGAUGGUACAGAAAAACAGUGGACUGAGAUAGAGACUGAAACUAAAACUGUCGAUAAUGACGUAACGAAGAAGAAUGGUGAAGAGAGAUCAUUAUCCACUACUACCACUUCUGUUGAUGAAUCACUGCCGAAAGUAAAUCCAGUUAAAUGGACGGUGGGUGAAGUAUGUGAUUUUAUACGUGGUCUACCGGGAUGCGCCGAUUACGCAGAGGACUUUGCUAUUCAGGAGAUUGAUGGUCAAGCUCUUAUGCUGUUGAAAGAAGACCAUCUCAUGUCGGCCAUGAGCAUCAAACUAGGUCCCGCAUUAAAAAUCGUCGCCAGAAUCGAUUCAAUGCGCGUGGACUCGAUAUCGAACUCUAAUCCUACAUCGAACAAUUCAUAAUUGUCUACCUAUCAAUAGCAUCGUUUUCCAGAUUGUCUCUAGCCUACGGGCUACAGGGUUUGUGCAAGUAUUCAAUUUUCAAAUUAAUAAGAAUAUAAAAUUAAGGAUUAUAAGAUUAGGAUUUUUCAAGGCUACCACAUUAGGCGAUUUUUGGCGUCACUGUGGUAUAUCAUCCAAAGUAUACCCAGAUUCUACCAGAACAUUUUCGCGCGUUUGGUAGUUUGUGGUAGAGGCGUGGCUAGUCGUUUUGGUAUCUAGCUGGUUGAUACUAUGCUAUACCAAAAAUGAAGCAGGAUACAAAAUAUCAUGUACCAGAAUAAGCUUCGCCUUUACCAAAAACAACCUUGGUACAUGUACCAAACUAUCGUCAAAAAUCGCCUAUUAUAAGCGAUUUUCAUGCCGCGCGUGAAGUAAUUUACUCUUUCAUAAUCUAUGAAAGAUUUUUCGUUUAGCACUAUAGUUACAGUACAAACUGUAAAAUGUAUUUUUCGUAAAGAAAUCUUGACGAAUCGGCAGCAAUAUCUACUUUUAAUUUAGAAUGUAUGGGCGAAUAUAUGUGUGUAUGUAUAUGUGUAUAUAUAUACACACUCACACAAACAAUACACAAACUACAUAUACAGAUAUGCAUAUGUAUGUAGAUCAA